Molecule: messenger RNA, 1852 nt
Organism: Helianthus annuus (common sunflower)
Lineage: Eukaryota; Viridiplantae; Streptophyta; Magnoliopsida; Asterales; Asteraceae
Product: G-box-binding factor 1
Exons: 12
Coding region: 490-1545 (351 amino acids)
Biological process (GO): regulation of DNA-templated transcription
Cellular component (GO): nucleus
Molecular function (GO): DNA-binding transcription factor activity; sequence-specific DNA binding
Source: RefSeq, a predicted model, not a curated record
UGGUCGACAGUGGUGUUCCUGCUCGACAAACCUAUUUGCCGCUCAUGGUUUGCCGCCCACUCCGUAUCCCCUAAGGAAGGAGAUGUCAUGACUCAUCAUGAAAGGUUUGUUGCCUCGUCAUGCCUAUCCAGUCUCUCUUUGACAGCUGGAUCCCUCUCAACCUUCACGUGUCGUCUCUCUAACCCUACCCAUCCCAACCCAACCACCGCACCGCCUUUCUCUCACGGCGGCCCCAAUUUUCGACUGUAAACUUACCCAAACCACCUUUUCAUCGCCUCGAUCUCCGUCAAUCUCUCACACAAUUUCGAAAUUUCCUCCACAAUUUUACUGGAUUUCAUCCGUACGUCUAGGAUUACACUCUUCCGGCUCCAAUUUCCGUUUUUAGCGCCACCAGAACAGGUGCUUCUUGGUUAAAUUUCUAAGAUAUAAAUAGCUCCUUAAGUUGCUGAGAAUUGUUGACUGCACGUUUAUAUUCCAACCUGUAGUUUCAUGGGGACCGGAGAAGAGAGCUCACCUGCCAAAAAUUCCAAAUCUACUUCAAACCAGGAAACACCUCCACCUUCAUAUCCUGAUUGGUCAAGCUCUAUGCAGGCUUAUUAUGGCUCUGGGGUUGCUCCACCUUUCUUUGCGUCAACUGUUGCUUCUCCAACUCCUCAUCCAUAUGCAUGGGGUGGUCAGCAUCCUAUGAUGGCACCUUAUGGGACUCCGGUUCCAUAUGCUGCUAUGUAUCCACCAGCAGGAGUUUAUGGUCAUCCCGGUAUGCCUAUGACUCCUGGCACUGUGCAGCCGACUACAGAAAUGGAAUCGAAGGCCCCCAAUGGGAAGGACAAGGUCAACAAAAAGUCAAAGGGGUCUUCUGGAAAUGUCAAUGCCAGCGGUGCUAAGACUGGAGAGAGUGGGAAGGCGGCUUCAAGUUCAGGGAAUGACGGUGGCACCCAAAGUGCUGAAAGUGGAAAUAAUGGUUCAUCUGAUGCAAGCGAUGAGGAUAACCAGCAGGAUUAUUCUGGAGGCAAAAAGGGAAGCUUCCAUCAGAUGCUUGCAGAUGCGAACGCACGAAACAACAAUUCUGGACCAAAUGUUCAGAUGCCAGUGCCUGGAAAUCCCGUAGUUUCUAUGCCUGCUACCAAUCUUAAUAUGGGGAUGGACCUGUGGAACCCAUCUGCUGGAUCCGGGUCUAUGAAAAUGCAACCGAAUCACUCUGGUGUCUCGCAACCAGGGGUUCCACCACCAAUAAUGGCUGAUCAGUGGGGUCAGGAUGAGAGAGAAUUGAAGAGGCAGAAAAGGAAGCAAUCCAAUAGAGAGUCAGCUAGAAGAUCAAGGCUGCGCAAGCAGGCUGAGUGUGAAGAGCUACAGGCAAGAGUAGAGACGCUAAACAACGAGAACCACUCACUCAGAGAUGAACUGCAGAGGCUUUCUGAGGAAUGUGGGAAGCUUACAGCUGAAAAUGAUUCAAUAAAGGAUGAAUUAACCAGGUUUUUUGGACCUGAAGCUGUUUCGAAACUCGAUGCACAUCUUCAAUCUCGAACGAACGAAGGUGAAAGUUGAUAUCAUGACAACAACUUACUUAUUAAGCUUAUACAAUUAGGUCAACAACCAUUUCCGAGUUAUCAAAAGGAAUCGACUUUAGGAUCUGAUUAAGGAAGUGCAGCACUCUUAUACACUCCAUAACCACGGUAAUUGUGACAUUGUAAGAUCUUUAAUAUAUAGAAUCUCGGGUCUUGAUACUUGUUGUUGUAGUAGUUAAGGUUGUAUGUGAAAGUCUAGGAAUUACAUGAGAAUUAUGUGUUCUCACUUUAACGUUUUUGUUUAAAACAUUUUUAUGAGUUAUCAUAUCCGGAAUGUUUAUUUUUAA